Molecule: messenger RNA, 2517 nt
Organism: Sparassis crispa
Lineage: Eukaryota; Fungi; Basidiomycota; Agaricomycetes; Polyporales; Sparassidaceae
Exons: 5
Coding region: 1-2517 (838 amino acids)
Molecular function (GO): nucleic acid binding; zinc ion binding
Source: RefSeq, a predicted model, not a curated record
AUGGUGCACAUCGCUGGAGCCGAGACGGCACGGGCCAUGUGGGAGCAGCUUCGCACAGUCAAGGAACAGCGUGGACAGCAUGGAAUUCUCGCGCUGUGCCAGCGUUUUUACCGGAUGCAAGCCAAGGAAGAAGAUAAUAUCUCCAGUCACAUUACACAGCUACGACAGAUCCAGGAACAACUCCACCUAAUGGGGAAGGUUGUUUCUGACAAGAAUUUCCGGCUCAUUCUGGCUACCUCAUUACCGGAGAGCUGGGACUCUUUCCUCAGCUCUUACUUUGGCGCCGUGGGCGGCAAUGUUGGCGCUGAAGGUGCUGACAACGUGUGCCCUCAGCUUACAUCACAAGAAUUGAUUGCCAUCAUUCUUGAUGAAAAUAGGCGAAGGCACGAGCGUGGCGAGCGCAGUCAAUCCUCGGACCAAGCCAUGGUUGCCAAAGGAAAGAAGCGCCCCUUUGGGGAAUACAAAAAAUGUUCGAUCUGCGGAAAGCCGGGACAUUUUGGUAACGAGUGUCAGCACCGCGACAAGGUCAAAUGUAUGAAUUGCGGAAAAUUUGGGCAUAAGGCCGCGGAUUGUUGGGCUAAAGGCGGCGGCAAAGCCGGACAGGGCCCGCCGAUAAAACGGCAAAAGAUGGAACGUGCUUAUGAAGCGCGCGAGGUCAAAUCGAAAGAGGAUGAGGCAAAAAUAGCUUACGAUAAUGAUAGUGACACUGUAUCUCUCGGAUCUGAUGGCAAAAUCGCUUCUUUCUAUGAGUGGUUUGCCGACUCCGGGACAACUUCGCACAUUACAAAUCGUCGUGAAGUCUUCGCGACCUAUCAGGCACUCGAAGAUCACGCGAUCACGGGCAUCGGACCGCAACCAAUGCAGGCAUUGGGCCGCAGUACGAUCGAUGUCGAAAGUGAAGUAGGAGACCAGAAAGUGAAAUUCCGUCUCCACGGUGUACUGUAUGCGCUGACAGCACCCAAUAGCCUCCUCUCCAUCACGCGUUUGGACAAUGCGGGAGGAAGAGUACUUAUGGUCAACAAGCUCAACAUGUCUGUAGGCCAUGCGGUGGAUUCUCGAGAAUACGACCGCCUUGUGCGGCGAAUCAAGACGCUCACGACAGUACUCAAGGAAGUCAAGGCUCACCUCGGUGCGCCGCAGAGCAUUGCAGGCCGACAGGCUGGACACGCAAAGACAUAUCACAACAUUGCCACUCUGCUUACUCGUGGUACUGAGGACGAUGCGCAUGGUUCGAAGGUUAUCGCCGUGACGGGGAAAUCCACUUCGGAGGGCACCGUGGUAGCGAUCAGUGAACAUGACGAGGAUGACAAGAACGCGGAUAUUUCUGUCGGCAUGCUCCCAGCGAUGCAGAACUCUGUCGCAAAGGAGGAGUUGACGGUAGCAUUGGACAUAGAUUGGAUCCCAGCCAGCGAAAAGAGAUUAGCCGAUCUCGGAAGCUCCGACAAAACGGAUGUCGACAUUACAUUGAAAGAACAUGUGGGCGAUACAAUUUCCGCUCUCAUGCAGAUACCUCCUCGACGUGAUCCCUCUUUCGUGGCAUGUGUUACUUCCUUCACACGCUUCGCCGUCAGGAGGUCCUGCAAGAGCAUGCUGCAGCGUUACGAGAUGAGGCGCAAAAUCUGGGAUAAGGAUUUAUUCGAGAUUCUCAAGUCUUGGACACCUGAGCUUUCAGACACACUCGAUGAGAAGUUCAUACCGGCUUCGUCGGUUGGCAUAAUUCUGCAGCAAUCUGAUAUCCCGCUGGUUCGUUGCGGGGAUCGGGAUAUGUACGCCGUUAAUAUUGAGACGGCAGCCUCUUGGAUUUGGGUCCUCGCGGAACUUUUGUCCAAGGUCCUCUGCCCUCUAAGCUCUAUCGGUAGCAUGAUCACCGAGUGCCGUCGGGAACUGAGUACGAGGGAGUUGAACAAGGUGAUGGACAUCAGUACCAACAUCGAUAGGCUCCUAUCUGCGCGAGUAUUCGAGGCAAUCUUCAACUUGCCUUCGCUUGCGCAACUUUUGCACACCGAACGACUGAAGUUGCAGAAGAAGGACAAUCUGAGAGACCAGGACGAAUACGAAGAAAUACAAGUAUUGAGUCCCGAAGAGGACCCCUUCCCCCUCAGAUACAUCCGUACGCUCGUGGCGUGGCAUUCUGCUGUCCGUUUCUUGACAUCUCGUGGUGUUUUGUCGACCGGCCGGCCACUGUGGUUCGCCGUUAUCCGCACCCCACAUCCUGAUGAAGAUAUGGAAAGUGUGGAAAACGUGAUAAGUGAGGAAUUCCUGGCGUCUGUUAUGCGGCGAGUCUUCCCUCCGGAAUCGGGGGCGUCGGAUAAUGAGAAGGAGUCCGUAUUGGAGAAGCUCCAGUUAGCCAUUCCUUAUAGCACCAAGCAUUUCUACGGCUCAGUACACUGCGAAGCAGUCCUGAUGGCUGUGAAGGCCGCCGCAAAUUCUAUAAUUGUUCCGCCAUCUGGUAUUGACGUGCACGCACAAGCGGCUAUUUUCCAGGUCCGUCAUUUUGCAUUGUCGCACGUAUACUAA